GCAGAAGCAAAUUCCAUUCUGUAUUUGUGCUACAAACAGAAUUGCUGCAGGCCUAACCCGAGGAGGUAUAGCUGCAGACUACAGCGGCAAAUGUUUGUAAAUAACGCGAAUUCUCAAAAAUAGUUAGUUUUUGCAGUGACACUGUUGUUUUUGAGCUAUUUAAGUUGCAAAGAUCAAUAAUAUACUAUGACAAUUUGGGGCCGACCGGGCAAGUAAGAGUUGUUGUUGUUGUUUUUAAACAGCCUUUCUCGUAUUUACCACCGGUACGUACCGUUAUUUUUAGGUAGCUGAGUGUUAACGUCACUUGCCAAACAGUUGUGUGCAAUACGGUACAGCCCUGGUGCAAGUUGCUUACAAGAGUAAGGUGAAAACACAGCAUUCCUGAUCUUACAGCCGUCGGAAAAUAUCAUUUAAAUGCACCCCAUACCUUUAAUUUGACACAGGGACAUUUGCUAUUAUUCCAGUCGUGCGUGUGUAGUUUAAGCUGAACACAUUAUAAAACAUGAUUUUAAUUAACGGAUUUUCACAUGCACAAAAGGUAGAAAAUGCGUUUAUAUCUGUAAUGGUCAGAUGGUUUUCUGCAGUAACGAACGAUGCGUCAGGAACGAGGCAACGCUGUAGGCUGCGUGUUUUGGUCGACAUGGAUGGAGUCCUGGCGGAUUUUGAGGGAGGGUUUCUAAAGAAAUUUCGAGCAAAGUUUCCCAAUGAUCCUUACAUUAGCUUGGAAGAUCGCAGGGGAUUUUGGGUCUCCACCCAGUAUGGACAGUUAAGAAGUGAUCUCUGUGAGAAGGCAAUUAGUAUUUGGGAGUCGCAGAACUUCUUUAUGGAACUCGAUCCUCUUCCUGGGGCGGUGGAGGCUGUGCAGCAGAUGUCAAGAUUUAAAAACACAGAUGUAUUUAUUUGCACAAGUCCUAUAAAGAUGUACAACCACUGCCCUUAUGAGAAGUACGCCUGGGUAGAAAAGCAUCUUGGCAGUGAUUUUCUGGAACAAGUCAUCCUGACGAGAGACAAAACCGUGGUGUCUGCUGAUCUGCUUAUAGACGACAGACCAGAUAUCACAGGGGCGGAGUCUCACCCCACCUGGGAGCACAUCCUGUUUAGUGCCUGUCACAACAAGCAUCAGCAACUGAACCACCCAAUCAGGAGACUCCACUCAUGGAGCGACAACUGGAGGGCCUUACUGGACAGUAAACAGCAAUAAUGUCUUUAUUUCAUGUCUUAAAUGGAUAGCACCGAUAUUACUUUUAUUGAUAAACGUUUGACUACUAAAUGGUUCCAAAUGUAGUGUACGAAUGGAAAGUUUUUAUUAGGAACCAGUAGGUAACCCAUUUUUUUAAUAUACAAAGAUGAUAUGUUAUAUCGAAAUGUGGUCUUUGUAUAACCUACAGCAGGUAGGGGGUACAGUGCAUAUGGUUCUUCCCAGAUGCUUGUUUUCUAAUUCAUGUGUAGUCCUGGGUCUGUUAUUAAUUUAAAAUCAUUGUAUUUCUCUUGUACUGUAUGUCUAAUAUUUAGGUAUUUUUGACAGGGCUAAGUUGGAAAAGAAAUAUUAUACAACCCUCUCUACCUUCAUUCUUUUUAAGCUGUCUAAAUGCAAGUUUUAACAAUUGAGUCUAGUACAUGUUUUUUUGUGUUGGCUGUAAACUUGGGGUUAUUUAUUUGGGUCUUUUCACAAUAUGAUGUCUGUCUGCAGGAAUAGGACUUGCUGACAGACAAAAAGUUUGAAAUUACCCAUAAUCUUCUGAGGAAUGCACAGACACACGCACAAAAGUAAUGUCCAUUUAUGGCCAAAGUGUUUAACUACUAAAGUAACAAAAAGAGUCUUGUACACUAAUAAUGUAAUGAUUACACCGUGUCACAAAUUAUUAUAAUUUUUUUGUUCCUGGGUAGUAAGUGUUAUUUCCUAAUUGCUUAUGC
Molecule: messenger RNA, 1914 nt
Organism: Polyodon spathula (Mississippi paddlefish)
Lineage: Eukaryota; Metazoa; Chordata; Actinopteri; Acipenseriformes; Polyodontidae
Product: 5'(3')-deoxyribonucleotidase, mitochondrial-like
Exons: 5
Coding region: 503-1201 (232 amino acids)
Biological process (GO): pyrimidine deoxyribonucleotide catabolic process
Molecular function (GO): 5'-nucleotidase activity
Source: RefSeq, a predicted model, not a curated record